Aspergillus puulaauensis is the source of this 1533-nucleotide messenger RNA. RefSeq names its product MFS transporter. Gene Ontology annotation, biological process: transmembrane transport. Gene Ontology annotation, molecular function: transmembrane transporter activity. Bases 1 to 1533 code for a protein of 510 amino acids. The record is from RefSeq and is a predicted model, not a curated record. Gene Ontology annotation, cellular component: membrane. The transcript has 5 exons. Lineage: Eukaryota; Fungi; Ascomycota; Eurotiomycetes; Eurotiales; Aspergillaceae.
AUGGCUGCUCAGGACGACAAAAAAGGCAACGAGAAAAGUAACGAGCAACCGCUCUUCAUGGACCUCUCGAGAGGGAUAGUCGGCUGGGAAGAUGAUAAGGAUCCUCAGAAUCCAAGGAACUACCCUCCUUCUCGGAAAUGGUCUCUUCUAGGUAUCGUCAGUAUCGUCACUUUAAUCAGGUAUGAAUCUUUAUAUACUGGGCCCGCGAAUGAUAUUGAUUGUAUCAGUCCAUUCGCGUCUACUCUUUUUGCCCCUGCUGCUGGAUACGCCGCGCAGGAGUUCGACACGACCUCGUCUAUAUUAAGCACCCUGGCGGUCACGGCUUAUCUAUUCGGUUACGCCGUGGGACCUCUCUUCCUGUCACCACUUAGCGAGCUCUACGGCCGCAGGAUCGUCUUGAACGUGGCAACAACGCUGUUCGUUCUAUUUCAGAUCGGAUGUGCCCUUUCACCGAACAUGGCCGCCCUUAUUAUCUUCAGAACCAUCACCGGAAUGGGCGGGUCUGCUUGUCUGACAAUCGGCGGUGGAGUUAUAUCAGACCUCUUUGCGCCUGAGCAACGAGGGCUUGCCAUGUCGAUUUUCUCGCUGGGGCCCCUUCUUGGGCCUGUCAUUGGUCCUAUUUGCGGUGCCUUUAUUGCGCAGGAUGUUGGAUGGCGAUGGAUAUUUUGGGUGCUCGCUAUUACAGGCGGCACCUUCACCACCUUCGUUAUCAUUUUCAGCCGCGAAACCAACCCAGUGAUCCUGAUGGAACGCAAAACACGGAAGCUGCAAAAAGAACUGGGCAGACCCGAACUCCGAAGCUGCUACGAAAAGAAAGACCAAGAACCGAUCAAAACUCACAGGGAAGCCUUCAGCUUCCUCCUGCGCCGUCUAACAACCCCAAUCCAACUCCUCAUCCACUCCCCCAUCGUCACCCUCAUCGCGCUCUACAUCGCCGUCAUCUACGGCUGCCUCUACCUCCUCUUCACAACAGUCACCAGCGUCUUCGAAGACACAUACCACUGGCCCCUCUCCACCAGCGGUCUCGCCAACAUCGGCCUGGGCCUGGGCUUCAUCAUCGGCCAGAUAUUCUUCGGCCUCACAAGUGAUAGAGUCCUGAAACGCCUCAAAGCACGCAACAACAACACUCUCACCCCAGAGAUGCGUCUGCCGCUCGCCAUCGUCUUCGCUCUAUUCGUCCCAAUCUCCUUCUUCUGGUACGGCUGGUCCGUCCAGAAACCUACUCACUGGAUCGUGCCCAUAAUCGGCCUCGCUCCCUUCGCUGUGGGAAUGAUUGGCAUCUUUAGUACGCUGCAGACUUAUGUCAUUGAUUGCUAUCCGCGGUAUGCGGCGUCCGGGAUCGCGGCUAUUACGGUUAUGCGCUCGAUGUUUGGCGCGCUGCUUCCGCUGGCUGGGCCUUAUAUGUACCGUGCUCUUGGGUAUGGGUGGGGGAAUACGCUGCUAGGGCUUAUUGCGCUGCUUCUUGUUCCUAUGCCCGUUAUCUUUUAUCGGUUUGGGGCUGUGCUUAGGGAGCGUGCUAGGAAGGAAUUUUAA